AUGGUAUCACGUACAACGAGAACAAGUACCAGGACCACACUAGCUGCGAAGCAUUGGCCCCAAGUAACACGUUCCACUUCCACAAUCAUGACCGGUCUUGGCCGCGCCGGUAGUUGCUACUUAGCGUUGGGCUUAUGUGCUCCGUCCGCUUCUUCCUCCUCGCGCUCGAUUUUGGGCGCUUGUAAUUCACCACCCCCUGCCCUAUUUGUAUUUCUUGAUAUUGUACAGACAGCUGCAUUUUUAACUACACCUAUAAACCACGAAGAGAAAGGAACGCCCGAGGGUGCGCAUGCAUUACGCGCAACUUCUGACAGGCCGCACACAGAACCAGGCAAAGAACACCAACACCUCACUUGUGCAAUAGUAGAGAUCCAAAGCGACAGAAGGAGUAGCAGAAGCAAGCAGGACCAGAUGAUCUUCGUUGAUGCAAUAAACGAGAAUAUAGAUCUGAAGGUGGUCAUCAAGUUCAUGCUAGUGCUAGUAACACGCGUACUCCUGACGAAUUUGCCUUUUGUGAAAUGAAACGAAAGCACAAAAAUGAAGCAUC
This is a messenger RNA of Amoebophrya sp. A120, 547 nucleotides long. Lineage: Eukaryota; Dinophyceae; Syndiniales; Amoebophryaceae. The record is from the annotation of a GenBank genome assembly.